Diospyros lotus (date-plum) is the source of this 1093-nucleotide messenger RNA. RefSeq names its product 50S ribosomal protein L15, chloroplastic. The record is from RefSeq and is a predicted model, not a curated record. Bases 95 to 904 code for a protein of 269 amino acids. The transcript has 4 exons. NCBI's taxonomy places the organism in Eukaryota, Viridiplantae, Streptophyta, Magnoliopsida, Ericales, Ebenaceae. Gene Ontology annotation, cellular component: ribosome; cytosolic large ribosomal subunit. Gene Ontology annotation, molecular function: structural constituent of ribosome. Gene Ontology annotation, biological process: translation.
UCAGUGCCUCAUUAGCGGACCCCUAUCCGUUCAGGAACUUCGGUUGAAUAAUGAAUACUGAGAAGUGAGCAAGACAAACACGCUCAAAAUCACCAUGGCUUCUCUUCUCUCCCUCCCCCCAACCAGAACCACAAUCCUCUUUCAUCACCCAUCUUCCCAAUUCAAGGGGAAUGUGAGGAAUCUCAAGGCGAACCCAAGUUGCUUUCCAUCUCUGAAAAUCAACCAUCUCAAGAGUAAAGCGGGUGGUGGACCGCUGGUUGUUCUCAGCCAAGCUUCAGCUUCACCAUCUUUAUCGCCAUCACCAUCUACUGGUAAUGUUCGGCUUCGGUUGCACAAUUUGGGGCCGCAAACAGGGUCCAGAAAGAAGGGCAAGAGAAAGGGAAGGGGUAUUUCUGCGGGGCAAGGCGGGAGCUGUGGAUUUGGGAUGAGGGGUCAGAAAUCUAGGUCAGGUCCCGGCGUUCGCAGGGGUUUUGAAGGCGGCCAGAUGCCGCUUUACCGUCGAAUCCCGAAAUUGCGAGGCAUUGCUGGAGGCAUGCAUGCUGGCUUACCAAAGUUUGUACCAGUCAACUUAAAAGACAUAGCAGCUGCUGGAUUUCAAGAGGGUGAAGAGGUUUCACUGGAAUCAUUGAAGAAGAAGGGCUUGAUAAAUCCGUCAGGAAGAGAAAGGAGACUCCCUUUAAAGGUUCUCGGUGAUGGCGAACUAAGCGUGAAGUUGAACUUCAAGGCCCGUGCCUUCUCAGUAUCAGCCAAGGAAAAGCUCGAGGCUGCCGGUUGUUCGUUGACCGUACUUCCAGGGCGGAAGAAGUGGGUGAAGCCAUCAGUCGCAAAGAACCUUGCGCGCGCGGAAGAGUACUUUGCCAAGAAAAGAGCUGCAGCUGAGUCAGGGGACGCAUCCUCGGCUUGAUCUGGAAGGAGGAGAAUUCUCCAGCAUCAUCCAGAAGGUAAACGUUUAAUGUUGCUAGAAGAAGAUGCCGUAGAGAGUAGAUUUUUCACGUGCUUGUAACUUUUCUCCAAAUUGAAUCCAAUCCAAUCAAAUUGGUUAAUGCAUUCCCUGUUGAGUCAAUUGUGAAUUGGCAGUCCUCCUUCGUGUUUA